UAUAAUCAAAGAUAAGUUUCCGAGUCUUUUGUGAUCCAGAAACCCAACAAAGAAGCAAAAUGGGACUCUGUUUCCCACCAAAAAGAAUCUUAUUCCCCUCUCUGUUUCUCAUGCUAAUCUCAUCAUCAUCAUCAUCAUCAUCAUCAUUAUCAUCGUCAAAAGUAGCUGCGGAAUCACAUGGAUUCAGCGGCAACGCUGAUACAGAGUUCAUGAGCAGUGUAUUGAGGGGUGAAUACGGAGGGCACAACGCGUCAGACAUGAAAACGGGGAGAGGAGGGAGAUGCAAUUGGUCACGUGGCAAAUGGGUGUACGAUUCAUCGUACCCUUUGUACAGUCCGUACAAAUGUCCCUUCAUAGAUCCUGAGUUCGACUGUCAGAAAUCCGGCCGUCCGGAUUCUCUCUAUCUCAAGUACAGGUGGCAGCCCUUCUCCUGCGACCUUCCAAGGUUCAAUGGGAUGAUAUUUCUGAGGAGAAUGAGGGGGAAGAGGAUAAUGUUCGUGGGUGACUCACUGAGUCUGAACAUGUUUGAAUCGUUGGCAUGCAUGAUUCACGCUUGGGUUCCCAAUGCAAAGUACUCUCUCCGCCGAAGCCAACCCCUCACUUCCCUCACUUUCCUGGAAUAUGGGGUGGAGAUGUACCUAUACAGAACACAGUUUCUGGUAGACGUAGUUCAAGAGGGAGGAGGAAGGGUUCUGGUGUUGGACUCCAUCAAACAAGGCGACGCUUGGCGAGGAAUGGACGUCCUGAUCUUCAACACGUGGCACUGGUGGACCCACACCUCCGGAAUCCAGCCAUGGGAUCAUAUGAGGGAAGGGAACACAUUAUACAGAGACAUGAACCGUUUGGUGGCAUAUUACAAAGGCUUGACCACUUGGGCGAGAUGGGUUGACCGUAAUGUUGACCCUAGUAAGACCAAAGUGUUCUUCCAAGGCGUUUCACCUGUCCAUUACGAUGGGAGGGAAUGGGGUGAACCGUCACAGUCGUGCAGAGGGCAGACACAGCCUUACAUGGGCAUGAAGUAUCCAGGAGGGUUACCAUUAGGAUGGAUAGUGGUUAACAAAGUAUUGAGCCGUGUAAAGAAGCCGGUCCGCCUCCUCGACGUGACCGUUCUCUCAUUGUACCGUAAGGACGCGCAUCCAAGCGCCUACGACGGCCUCCACAACGGUCUAGACUGCAGCCAUUGGUGUCUCCCCGGUUUACCCGAUACUUGGAAUCUCCUCCUCUAUGCUUCUUUAGCCCUCUGAUAUAUAUAUAUAUAUAUAUUCUUGUAAUGCCAUUUCCAGAAUUCGAUUUGUUCACAAGAACACUGUCCAUUCUUGGCUAUGGUUUAGUUUCUUUGUUUCAGAUUAUGUCUUGUUCCGUCUAGUUUCAAGCAAUAUACACCAGCUGUUGCUGUGUGAUUACACAUU
Molecule: messenger RNA, 1409 nt
Organism: Tarenaya hassleriana
Lineage: Eukaryota; Viridiplantae; Streptophyta; Magnoliopsida; Brassicales; Cleomaceae
Product: protein trichome birefringence-like 40
Exons: 5
Coding region: 60-1244 (394 amino acids)
Cellular component (GO): Golgi apparatus
Molecular function (GO): O-acetyltransferase activity
Source: RefSeq, a predicted model, not a curated record